AUGUCAAAUAAUAAUGAAUCAAUCUAUCAAAUACGCUAUAAUGCAUUUAUUAAACAAUUAACAAAUUAUAUUAAUUUAACUAAAUGGCCAUUAUUAUGUGUUAUGAUUCAAACAAAUAUUCAUUCAAUAAAUGAUAAAAAUAUUGGACAAUAUUUAUCUAUAUCAACAGGUUGGGGUAUAGCUAAAAUUAUUGGUUUAUUAAUAUCAACUAAUGGUUGUGGGGGUGGUAGUGGUGAUAGUGAUGGUGACGAUCAUGAUAGUAGUAACCAUGGUAAUCAAUCAGGUUUAUUAAAUCCAUCGAUUACAUUUGCAUAUUGUUUAAUUGGUAAAUUAUCAUUUCGUUAUCUUAUCCCAUAUAGUAUAGUACAAUUAUUAGGAUCAAUAUUUGGUACAUUUAUUAUCAUUUGUAUUUAUUGGGAAAAUAUACAAUUAUAUGCUAAAUUAUAUUCAUAUGGUAAAUUAGAAAUGAAUUAUACUGGUUCAUUAUUAGUCAAUAUACCUAAUGUAUCCCAUCAAUUAUGUUUAUUAGAUUAUAUUAUAUCCAAUACAAUUUAUUCAUGGAUUAUAUUAAUCAUUAAUAAUAAUCAUAAUUUAUCAUAUGAAUUUCAAUUAAUUUAUAUUGGAUUAUUAUUCACUGGUAUUAUUGGAUCAUUAUCAUUAAAUAUUGGUAUUGGAUUAAAUCCAGCUAGUGAUUUAGGUGCAAGAAUAACAAUAUCAUUAUGUGGUUGGGGUAUUCAAGCAUUCAAAGCAAAUAAUUAUUAUUUUUGGUUACCAUUAAUUGGACCAUAUAUAGGAGCAAUAAUUGGUUCAUUAUUUUAUGGAUUUAUUAUUAGUUUACAUAUAAUACCAUUAUCUGAUAUUGAUCAAUAUAAAAUACAAAAUAAUCAAUGUACAAUAAUUAAUUCAAGUAGUAACUAUUUACAAAGUAGUUUCAUUGAAGAAAUGA
Schistosoma mattheei is the source of this 946-nucleotide messenger RNA. The record is from the annotation of a GenBank genome assembly. NCBI's taxonomy places the organism in Eukaryota, Metazoa, Platyhelminthes, Trematoda, Strigeidida, Schistosomatidae.